CCCCGCGCAGAAAACAGGCGCAGGGGCGCGGGGAAACCUCCCGAAAGGACGAGGAGCAGUGCCAGGUCGUGCGCGCUAUGACUCCUGCGGCUGCGGUUCCAGCCGGCGACUGCGCGCCCGCAGCCUUGGGGGCGCCGCGGGGCCCCGAGGAGGCCGUGCUUUGAGGCUCCAGGGUCUCUGCCCGCCGCGGCCGCGCAGGAGGAGCACAGGGCCGGCGCUUGCCUGCCGGCCUCGCACUCUACGGCCCAUCUCGGCUCCCGUGUUCUGCUGCCGGCCGCCAUGGCCUUUGCCGCCGCGGGGAGCGCGAGCUCGGAGCGCAGGCGGCCGCCGCGGCACCCGGCGCUGCGCGGACUGCUGCUGCUCUGCCUGUGGCUGCCGAGCGGCCGCGCGGCCGGGCCGCCCCCCGCGCCGCUGACGGAGCUGCACGCGCAGCUCUCGGGCGUGGAGCAGCUCCUGGAGGACUUCCGCCGGCAGCUGCAGCAGGAGCGGCCUCAGGAGGAGCUGGAGCUGGAGCUGCGCGCGGGCGGCGGCCCCCAGCAGAGCUGUCCCGGCCCGGGCGGCGGCCGCUACAGCGCCAUGUCCGACGUCAUCAUCCGCAUCAAAGACUCCAUCGCGGCGGGCGCCAGCUUCCUGAGGGCGCCGGCGGCCGUGCGUAGCUGGCGGCAGUGCGUGGCGGCCUGCUGCUCCGAGCCGCGCUGCUCCGUGGCCGUGGUGGAGCUGCCCCGGCGGCCCGCGCUCCCGGACCCCGCGCUCGGGUGCUACCUCUUCAACUGCACCGCGAGCGGCCGCAGCGUCUGCAGGUUCGCGCUGCACCGCGGCUACAGCAGCUACAGCCUCAGCCGCGUUCCGGAAGGGCAGCAAGACCCGGAAGCCGGCGUCCCGGCCACCGCCCGGGCCUCGCCUCGCCCGGAAAAGGAUGAACCUCCACUUAGCAAGGCCGGGCAGGAUGUGGUUUUGCGUCUGCCCACGGACGAGGUGACUUUGGAUGGCCGAGAGAGCACAGACGACCAUGCCAUCGUCCGGUAUGAGUGGACACUGCUGCAGGGUGACCCAUCAGUGGACGUGAAGGUGCCUGAAUCAGGAACUGUGAAGCUGUCCCACUUACAGGAAGGAACGUACACCUUUCAGCUCACGGUGACGGACACUGCCGGGCAGAGGAGCUCCGACAACAUCUCGGUGACGGUGCUGCCCUUGGCCGUUGCCACGGGAGGAUGCUCGAAGGUUUGCUCACGCUACCAGUUCUUUUGUGACGAUGGCUGUUGCAUCGACAUCACACUGGCUUGUGAUGGAGUAGAGCAGUGUCCGGACGGAUCUGAUGAAGCUUUCUGUCAAAACUUGAGCCUGGAGCGGAAGACGGCGACUCGCGGGGCGACUGCCCAGCCCCGGGCCGCAGGACCGAGCCAAGACGCGGCAGGGGGCGUCUGGUGGGAGGAGGCUCAGCAAGCCGCGGCCCCGGACAGGCCACCCGCGUUAUCAGACACGGAGGAGAGGAAUCGUUCCACACUUUGGGGGCCAAAGAUUCACACUGACCCUGUGGGGCCAGAUAGUGGUUCCUCAGGGAAGAACAGAAAAGAGGAAAAUUAUAUUUUCGAGUCCAAGAGCGAUCGAGCAGGAGUGGAACACCCAGCCCCAGAAAUAGGUGCAGUGCUGCCCCUGACCCUGGGUUUGGCCAUCACUGUGUUGCUGCUUCUCGUGGUUGCUUGCCGACUGCGCCUGGUGAAACAGAAGCUUAAGAAGGCUCGGCCCAUUACAUCUGAGGAAUCGGACUACCUCAUCAAUGGGAUGUAUCUCUAA
Molecule: messenger RNA, 1794 nt
Organism: Pteronotus mesoamericanus
Lineage: Eukaryota; Metazoa; Chordata; Mammalia; Chiroptera; Mormoopidae
Gene: LRP11
Product: LDL receptor related protein 11
Exons: 7
Coding region: 280-1794 (504 amino acids)
Molecular function (GO): protein binding
Source: RefSeq, a predicted model, not a curated record